Molecule: messenger RNA, 125 nt
Organism: Racocetra persica
Lineage: Eukaryota; Fungi; Glomeromycota; Glomeromycetes; Diversisporales; Gigasporaceae
Source: the annotation of a GenBank genome assembly
CGGAACCUCGCGUCAUGGUUCAAUCGGAGAGCAGCGGCCUCGAUAAAUGGCUUGAAGAAAACAAAUUUGCUCAGUUCGUGUUUAAAAUUGGAAAUUACAUCCCUGUAGUGUUUCUAAUAGCAUUG